AUGGUUGGAAUGAAAGGCGUAUCAUUUUCAGUACCCGAUCAACAGAAAUCAAAUCUUUGGAUUAUUGAAAACACGAAUGAUGGACAAAUUUAUACAAUAGAUCUCGAUUCAGAACGAUGUUACAAAUCAACAAUGCCAAUUAAGCCAUUGCGUUGUAUACCAGAUUCAGCAACUUAUUUACAUUCAUUUUCAUAUGGAUGUGGUAAUAAACAAAUUCCUGCUGAUACAUGGCUUGUAAAAAUAGAUAAUGUCCUUAACUCUGCAACUGUUAGUCAUGAUGGUCUUUGUGUUCCGUUGACUGGACAUAGUUUCCUUGCACAACCUCGUAAGAAAUUAUUUCAUCGAAAAAAAGGAACCACAAGUUCAAUAACUCAAAAAACUCGUGAAUAA
This is a messenger RNA of Rotaria sordida, 390 nucleotides long. NCBI's taxonomy places the organism in Eukaryota, Metazoa, Rotifera, Eurotatoria, Philodinida, Philodinidae. The record is from the annotation of a GenBank genome assembly.